AUGUCACACCAGACGGGCAUUCAAGCGAGCAACGAUGUGAAGGACAUUUUUGCCAGUGCUAAAAGCGGAGAUGAGUACCGAGUCUUGAAGAUCAUUAUUGAGGAUGAGCAGCUGACGUUGGCCGCCUCCAAGAAGGCGUCAAAGAAGUGGGACCUUGAGUAUGAUGCCUUAGUGCUGCCCCUGCUGGAGGACUCAGUUCCCUGCUAUAUUCUUUACCGACUGGACUCCAGCAACAACCAGGGUUAUGAAUGGAUUUUUAUUGCCUGGUCUCCGGACAGCUCUGAUGUGAGAAACAAAAUGUUAAUUGCUGCUACUAAGGCCACACUGAAGAGUGAGUUUGGCGGAGGCCACAUCAAAGAUGAGAUUUUUGGUACCAUAAAGGAUGAUAUAAACCUUAAUGGCUACAAGAAACAUCUGAUCUCCCAGGCUGCUCCGCUGCCCCUCACUGCUGCUGAGGAAGAGUUAAAACAGAUUAGACUAAACGAGGUUCAGACAGACAUUAGCGUCGACAGUAAAUACCAAACCCUCCAAGGGGUGGCCUUCCCUAUCCACGAUGAUGCUGUCACAGCACUGAAAAACUUCAGGGACAAGGAAAUCAACUAUGUGCAACUGCAAAUAGAUUUUGAAAAGGAGGUGAUCUGCUUGUGCAGCACUGAACCAACGGAACUUAGGGACCUGCCAUUGAGGAUCCCCAAGGACUUCGCACGUUACCACUUCUUCCUUUACAAGCACUUCCAUGAGGGUGACUGCUUGGAAUCAACGGUCUUUAUCUAUUCCAUGCCUGGGUACAAGUGCAGUAUCCGGGAGAGGAUGCUCUAUUCCAGCUGUAAAAACCCUUUGGUUGAAAUGGUCGAAAACAAACUGAAGAUAGAAAUUGAGAAAAAGUUGGAAAUCGAAAACGGAGACGAACUAACCAGUGAAUUCAUGUAUGAGGAGGUGCAUCCCAAGCAGCACGCGCACAAGCAGGCAUUCCCAAAGCCCAAAGGCCCUCAAGGAAAGCGGGGCUGCCGUCGCAUCACCCGACUCCCCGCGGAUGGCGAUGAGGACGAUAAUUAA
Molecule: messenger RNA, 1056 nt
Organism: Nerophis lumbriciformis (worm pipefish)
Lineage: Eukaryota; Metazoa; Chordata; Actinopteri; Syngnathiformes; Syngnathidae
Source: RefSeq, a predicted model, not a curated record